Molecule: messenger RNA, 3062 nt
Organism: Brachypodium distachyon (stiff brome)
Lineage: Eukaryota; Viridiplantae; Streptophyta; Magnoliopsida; Poales; Poaceae
Product: formamidase
Exons: 9
Coding region: 16-2856 (946 amino acids)
Molecular function (GO): hydrolase activity, acting on carbon-nitrogen (but not peptide) bonds, in linear amides; protein binding
Source: RefSeq, a predicted model, not a curated record
CGCACCCCCGCCGUUAUGACCGCCCGCCUCCCGCCGCCGCUUCGCCCGUCCUCGGCCACGCAACCUCCCGCCGUCACGCGCACGCUGCACGCGAUCAACACCUGCACCUCCGUAGCCGCGCUCGCGCCCCUUCGCGGCGCCAUCCUCCGCGAGCCCGCCCUCCUACGCUCCACCGCCGUCGUCUCCGCCUUCUUCCUCGCCUGCGGCCGCCUCCGGCACCUUGACCCCGCGCUCUCUCUCUUCGCCUCCCUCUCCCGCCCCCACGUAUUCGUCUUCAACUCCAUCCUCCGCUCUCUCCACCCCGCCUCCGGCUCUUCUCCGCUUCCGCUCUUCCGCCGUUUCCUCUGCCUCGGCGUCCGCCCCAACCGCUAUACCUUCCCGCUCCUACUCACCUCCCUGUCCUCCCUCUGCGACCUGAGAGCCGUGCAUUCUCAAGUCACCAAGUCGGGCUUCGCGCGCGACCUCCACGUUCGCAACGCCCUCCUCGCACGGUACGCUGCCUGCGACCCAGACGUGGCCCACGCCGAGCAACUGUUCGAUGAAAUGGCCCUUCCGGACGUGGUCGCAUGGACCACAGUGAUCACCUCAUACAAGAAUCGCGGCCGCAGCUUUCAAGCCCUGGCCACAUUCCGACGGAUGCUGGCUGCUUCUGUUGCCCCCAACCGUGUCACCAUGGUCGCGGCGCUUGGCGCAUGUGGGGCCCAUGGCGCGAUUGAAUCUGGCACUUGGAUCCAUGAGUAUGUGGAGAAGCAGGGAUGGGAUCUGGAUGUUGUAUUAGGCACUGCACUCGUAGACAUGUAUGGGAAGUGUGGACACGUUGCGGAGGCGGCACGCCUGUUCACCGAAAUGGUCGAGAGGAAUGUCUAUACUUGGAAUGCUAUCAUUGGAGCACUUGUUCUUGCACAGGAUAGCACAAGGGCAUUGCAGUGGUUCUAUAGGAUGGAGGCUGAUGGUGUCCAGCCAGAUGCAGUGACGCUUAUUUGUGCUCUUUGUGCGUGUGCCCAUGCUGGGUUUGUUGACACCGGGAGGAAAAUAUUUAACCUGAUCGCACAAGGAGAGUAUGGGUUUCAACCUGGAGUUAAGCACUUUGGAUGCCUGGUUGAUCUUCUUAGUCGCUCUGGACACCUGGAUGAUGCCUUUACGGUUGUUCAGACGAUGCCAUCACAGCCAAGCGCAGUCAUCUGGGGUCUACUGUUGCGGGGUUGCAAAGCUCAUGGUGACUCAUCCUUGAGUGAGCAUGUACUGACAAGGUUGGUGGAGUUGGAGCCUGAAAAUGCUUCACAUUAUGUGUUGUUAUCAAAUUUAUAUGCUGAGACAGGGAGGUGGCAGGAGGCUGAGGAGGUCUUGCUCUGGAUGAAGAAGAAUGGAUUGAGGAAGGAUGCAGGCUGGAGCGUAAGGAUAUUAGGAGACAGGCUGCUAUCACCGAAAUUUGGCAGCAUGAAGCAGAUGCUGCCGAUACAAGGAUCUUUUGUGCACUGGACUGCUUUGGGCACACAUGCUUUGUUCGAUGUGAAAAGACUUGUAGUGCCCAUAGAUGUGAAGAAGAAGCCAUGGGAGCAAAAGGUUCACCUCCAUAACCGCUGGCAUCCAGAUAUCCCUCCUGUUGCUGAUGUGACUGAAGGGGAGUUAUUCCGUGUUGAGAUGGUAGAUUGGACUGGAGGACGGGUUAGUGAUGAUAACUCUGCAGAUGAUAUCAAAUUUCUGGAUCUUACAAUUACUCAUUAUCUUAGUGGCCCCUUCAGAGUAAUUGACGCUGAAGGGAUUCCAGCUUCACCUGGUGAUCUUCUAGCUGUAGAGAUUUGCAACCUUGGUCCUCUUCCUGGUGAUGAGUGGGGUUACACUGCAAUAUUUGAAAGGGAGAACGGAGGCGGAUUCUUAACCGACCACUUUCCAAGUGCAAGAAAAGCGAUUUGGUACUUUGAAGGAAUUUAUGCAUACUCCCCUCAGAUACCAGGUGUUCGGUUUCCAGGAUUAACUCAUCCUGGUAUAGUGGGAACUGCACCCUCGGCCGAGCUGCUUAAUAUAUGGAAUGAAAGGGAAAGGCAAUUGACCGAGACAGGUCACGAGUCUCUGAAACUGUGUGAAGUCCUACACCAGAGGCCCCUUGCUAACUUACCAACCCCUGAGAACUGCUUACUUGGAAAGGUUCAAGAAGGGACUGCUGAGUGGCAAAAAAUUGCGAAUGAAGCAGCAAGAACUAUUCCCGGAAGAGAGAAUGGGGGGAACUGCGACAUAAAGAAUCUAAGCAGAGGUUCCAAAGUUUAUCUACCAGUAUUUGUUGAUGGAGCAAAUUUGAGUACUGGUGAUAUGCACUUCUCCCAAGGUGACGGUGAAGUCUCAUUUUGUGGAGCAAUAGAAAUGAGUGGAUUCCUUGAGCUAAAGUGUGAGAUCAUAAGAGGUGGGAUGAAAGAAUACUUGACUCCAGUUGGUCCGACACCACUUCAUGUGAAUCCUAUCUUUGAGAUAGGUCCAGUGGAGCCACGUUUCUCAGAAUGGUUAGUCUUUGAGGGCAUCAGCGUAGAUGAGUCUGGGAAACAGCAUUUCCUUGAUGCAUCAGUUGCCUACAAGCGUGCUAUUCUUAAUGCAAUUGAAUACCUUUCCAGAUUUGGGUACUCCAAGGAGCAGGUAUAUCUUCUACUAUCAUGCUGUCCAUGUGAGGGUAGGAUAUCUGGAAUAGUAGACGCCCCUAAUGCAGUGGCGACACUUGCCAUCCCUACAUCAAUAUUUGACCAGGAUAUAAGGCCAAAACGCCUAGGCCAUGGACCAAAAUUGAGGAGAGUUCCGGAUGUUCUGAGGUGCACCUAUGAUGGACACCUUCCUGUAACACAAGACCAAAGUUAUGCAAGGGCGCCAUAGUGCAAUUAUCUAGAAAUUCAUAUGCGUGAUCAUAUUUACGAUUGCUAAUUAUGUAUAUACAGAUUGCGACGAUCAUCUGUACUAUUCAGAACCAUCUAUGUAUGCUCAAUCCAGAUUGCUUAAAAUGUACUUCCUCCCAAUGGGUUGUAUCUUAGAGUUGUAUCUAAACAAGGUAUAAUUUAUUAUGUUUUGUGAGAUAGGAGUUA